AAGAAAUAAAUAAAGCAAAAAAGCUUCCAUGAUUUUGGCUAUGGUGGAUCUCUAGCUUCGAAGAAGCAUCUCCCUCUUUCUCUCUCUCUAUCUCGCAAAUUCAAGUUGUGGGUGUUGUACAAUUGCAGCAAAGCAAUGCAGAUCUGAUCUUCCUUUGCAAUUGAGAGAGAUCCCACCUUCUCAAUUUCUUCUCCGAUUCAGAUCCCCGUUUACAAAGAACUAACUCCAUCCAUCCACUAUCUUCUUAAUCCCUUUUUCUUCAAUGGGUUUGCGUUCAAACCCUACUGCAAACCUCUCUUUCUCUUCUUCUUUUCUCCUCCUUCUGCUUCUUCUUUCUCUCUUUGCCUCCCUUCAGGUGUAUUCUGCGGAAGUGGAGAAAGAUGAGUUGGAUGGACCUAAGGAUCUCGGUCGUCGUAGCAAGAUUUCUUGGAGCAACAGUGACACGAUUGCUGCAAAAAAGGAUGGUGUUGACCCAGAAGAUCUUAAUCUUGACAUGGACUCCAUUGGUCUUGGAGUUUUUGACGCAUUUUUUGCGAGUUUGUCGAUGAUAAUUGUCAGUGAGAUUGGAGAUGAGACAUUUAUAAUUGCUGCGCUUAUGGCUAUGCGCCACCCCAAGUCCAUUGUUUUAUCUGGUGCGCUCGCUGCCCUGAUUGUAAUGACAGUACUCUCAACUGGUUUAGGUAGGAUAGUGCCGAAUUUGAUAUCAAGGAAACAUACCAAUAAUGCCGCUACAGUUCUGUAUGCUUUUUUUGGAUUGCGGUUACUUUACAUUGCUUGGAGAUCCAAAUCAGAGAAAUCUUCAACUAAAAAGGAAAUGGAAGAAGUAGAGGAGAAACUUGAGGCUGGACAAUCCAAGACGACCUUCCGCCGCUUCUUUCUGCGAUUUUGCACACCCAUAUUCUUGGAGUCAUUUAUAUUGACAUUUCUUGCUGAAUGGGGGGAUCGGAGUCAAAUAGCAACAAUUGCUCUAGCAACACACAAAAAUGCACUUGGAGUGGCUGUGGGAGCCAUAUUGGGGCAUUCAAUUUGUACAUCAAUGGCUGUGAUUGGUGGAAGCAUGUUGGCAUCAAAGAUAUCCCAAGGCACAGUUGCAACUGUUGGAGGCUUGCUCUUCCUUGGCUUCUCCUUGUCUUCCUAUUUUUUCCCUCCUCUAUGAAAAGCUUUAACCCCAAUCGUUCACCUGUUUGUAUGUCAUUUUGUCUUUCUAAAUUCUUUCCAACCUUUUUUUUUCCUUCCUUUUUUUUUUUUUACAUUUUUAAUAGUUUGGAGAAGUCAGAUAUUUCUUGGCCCUUGGUCUAGCAUACACAAGUAUAUUUAUGUACCGAUUCUAACUCUAUAGUUCAAAAGCAAAUUCAUAUAGAGCCUUUUUGUACUCACAUAAA
Messenger RNA from Benincasa hispida (wax gourd), 1382 nucleotides. Its product is annotated as GDT1-like protein 4. Lineage: Eukaryota; Viridiplantae; Streptophyta; Magnoliopsida; Cucurbitales; Cucurbitaceae. The record is from RefSeq and is a predicted model, not a curated record. Gene Ontology annotation, cellular component: Golgi apparatus. Gene Ontology annotation, biological process: Golgi calcium ion homeostasis; manganese ion transmembrane transport; calcium ion transmembrane transport. Gene Ontology annotation, molecular function: calcium ion transmembrane transporter activity; manganese ion transmembrane transporter activity.